CGCGGAGGUAUGGCGCGGCCCAGGACGUCCUGCAUCCGGCUGGACCGAGAGCAGGAGCGCGACUUGUGCGAGCUCGUCCGGAGCGUCACCGGACUCCAGGACCAGGGGGACCCCAACUUCCAGCUGGCCCUAAACUUCGCCUGGUCUAACUUCAGAUUUCAUCGUUUCUUGGAUGUCAACAGUCACAAAAUAGAAAAGACAAUAGAAGGGAUAUAUGAAAAAUUCAUCAUUCAUUCUGAACUCAGCAAAGCUGCUAGUUGGAAGAGAUUAACUGAAGAAUUUCUAAAUGCAUCACUUCCUAGCAUAAAGGAAAUAAAGACAGAUGCACAUUAUUCCAUACUGUCACUUCUUCUGUGUCUGUCUGAUUCUCCUUCAAACAGCAAUUAUGUGGAAACACCAAGAGAUAAAGAAGUGGAAAAGAAAGAUGAUUUUGACUGGGGGAAGUACUUGAUGGAAGGUGAAGAAAUUGACCUUGGUCCAGAUGUGGAUACACCAAUCUGGUCUGAAGAGAGUGAAGGGGAAGAUGACCAUCAGCCCUUAAGCAGAGAGGACUCUGGAAUCCAGGUGGACAGGACACCAUUAGAAGAACAAGAUCAAAACAGAAAACUGGCUCCUUGUGUCAGCUGGAAAGCAGAUGAACCAGAUGACCGAAGCUGGCUAGAACAGCAUGUCGUCCAUCAGUACUGGACAGCUAGACCUUCACGGUUUCCUCAUAGUUUACAUUUACACUCCAAUUUAGUUGCUGUCUGGGACCAACACUUGUAUAGUAGUGAUCCAUUAUAUGUUCCGGAUGACAGGGUCUUUGUUACUGAGACACAAGUUAUUCGGGAAAUCCUGUGGUUACUUUCAGGGGUGAAAAAGCUCUUUAUAUUUCAGUUGAUAGAUGGGAAGUUAACUGUGAGGAACAAUAUUAUAGUAACUCAUUUGACACAUAACUGUUUACGGUCUGUGCUGGAACAAAUAGCAGCAUAUGGCCAGGUGGUGUUUCGACUCCAGGAGUUCAUCGAUGAAGUCAUGGGACACAGCUCUGAAAGCAUGCCACUUGGAAAUGGUUCCGUUCCUAAGAAGUCCACUGAAGCUCCCUUCAGAACCUACCAAGCUUUCAUGUGGGCUCUGUACAAAUAUUUUAUUAGUUUCAAAGAAGAACUUGCAGAAAUCGAGAAGUGCAUCAUCAAUAAUGAUACUACGAUAACUCUUGCAACAGUGGUGGACAAGUUGUCGCCUCGAUUGGCUCAGCUCAAAGUUCUACACAAAGUGUUUAGUACUGGAGUAGCAGAAGUUCCACCUGACACUCGAAAUGUCGUCCGCGCAUCUCACCUGCUCAACACCUUGUACAAGGCCAUUCUUGAAUAUGACAAUGUUGGAGAAGCAUCUGAGCAAACCGUCUCCCUCCUGUUCUCCCUCUGGGUGGAGACAGUACGGCCAUACCUGCAGACAGUGGACGAGUGGAUUGUGCAUGGGCACCUGUGGGAUGGCGCCAGGGAAUUCAUCAUCCAGAGAAACAAAAAUGUUCCAGUAAAUCACAGAGACUUCUGGUAUGCCACUUACACAUUAUACAGUGUAUCGGAAAAGACAGAAAAUGAAGACAAAAUGAGUGAUAAUGCUAGUGCAAGUUCUGGCAGUGACCAGGGGCCCUCCGGCAGGCAGCACACCAUGGUGUCCUUCCUCAAACCUGUGCUGAAGCAGAUCAUAAUGGCUGGCAAGUCGAUGCAGCUGCUGAAGAGCCUUCAGUGUGCAGAGAGCACCAUGUGCCACGCAGCCUCCAGAGACGCAGAAAGAAAAAGCUUGUACACCCUCUUUCUGGAAUCAGUACAAUCUCGGCUUCGACAUGGAGAAGAUCCCACUCCACACAUUCUUACUGAGCAAGAAGUGACCACAGAGAACCUAGUGAAGAUGCAGUCCAUUGCUGAAAGGCAUCUGGAGCUGGAUGACAUUCAUGAUCCCCUGCUCGCCAUUAACUUCACCAGGUUGUAUUUGGAGCAGAGUGACUUUCAUGAGAAGUUUGCUGGUGGAGAUGUUUGUGUGGACCGAUCAUCGGAAUCUGUGACAUGCCAGACUUUUGAGUUAACGCUGAGAUCUUGCCUCUAUCCUCAUAUUCAUAAGCAGUAUCUGGAUUGCUGUGGAAAUCUCAUGCAGACUCUAAAAAAAGAUUAUAGGUUGGUAGAAUACUUGCAGGCCAUGAGGAAUUUCUUCUUAAUGGAAGGUGGAGAUACCAUGUAUGACUUCUAUACAUCAAUUUUUGAUAAAAUAAGAGAAAAGGAAACCUGGCAGAAUGUGUCUUUUCUUAAUGUCCAACUCCAAGAAGCAGUAGGACAGCGUUAUCCUGAAGACAGUUCACGUCUAUCUGUAUCUUUUGAAAAUGUUGACACAGCUAAGAAGAAACUACCUGUUCAUAUUUUAGAUGGUCUGACCCUGAGCUACAAGGUCCCAUGGCCUGUGGACAUUGUUAUAAGUUUGGAAUGUCAAAAAAUUUAUAAUCAAGUAUUCCUUCUCUUACUGCAAAUAAAGUGGGCAAAAUAUAGUCUAGAUGUCUUACUCUUUGGUGAACUGGUUAGUACUGCUGAAAAACCACAACUUAAGAAAGGCCUUCUACAUGAACAAGACAUAGUUGCUCAGUUUGGAACACAGAAAGAACCAGUAAGACAGCAGAUUCAUCGGAUGUUCCUCUUACGAGUGAAGCUCAUGCAUUUUGUGAACAGCUUGCACAACUACAUCAUGACCAGGAUUCUACAUAGUACAGGGCUGGAGUUUCAACAUCAAGUUGAGGAAGCCAAGGAUUUAGAUCAGUUGAUUAAAAUUCACUAUAGGUAUUUGUCAACUAUCCAUGAUCGAUGUCUGCUGAGAGAAAAGGUCAGCUUUGUAAAAGAAGCUAUCAUGAAAGUGUUGAACUUGGCUCUCAUGUUUGCAGAUGGUUGGCAGGCAGGCCUGGGGGCUUGGAGAAUGGAAUCUAUAGAGAAAAUGGAGUCUGAUUUUAAAAACUGCCAUAUGUUUCUUGUAACCAUUUUAAACAAAGCCGUCUGUAGAGGAUCUUUUCCCCAUUUGGAAUCUCUAGCACUGUCACUCAUGGCUGGCAUGGAGCAAAGUUAAAUAUGUUCAAUGUAAUAAAUGUCUCAGAGUUCAACUUUGUUCAUUCCACCAAAUGCAGCUGAAAAGUGGAAAUCUUUAUAUUUUGGUUCAUUCUUUAAACUUAUAUAGAACCUAGAUCAAUGGUUUGUAGCUAUUUUCUCUGGAAAUUGCAUGUGUAUGUAAAGUAUGAAUAAUGUACAGUGCAUAUAGGCAUAUAGUGCAUAUACACUCACAUAUCCUAUUGUAAGAUAAGAUUUAUUGACACCUUUACAUGUAAAUUAUAUCAUCUUUGAAAAUAUAAUUAGUGGUAUUAAAAAUAUACUUAAAAUUCUCAUCCUUUUGCUGGUGUACUUAAGUCACAGAAGUUUUUUAUGUAGAGUUUAACAUACUGUCUUCCCUGAAGUUGUCUCAGAUUUGGCUGUGCUAGAAGUGUUUGUGUUUUUAAUGUGCCUGAGAAGUUAUAAAAUUGAAAAUAGCAUCAGCCAGUAUCGGUGAGUGUAAAAGCCAACCUCACUCAGAGCCACCUCUUGGUACAUACUGUUGUUUGGCACUUCUGAGCAGUUUUUUGAGCUAGCCAAUUAUAUCUUAAAUAAAAUUAUAUUUAAUGUUUAAUUUUUCUACAUUUUCUUCAUAUACUUCUUGGCAUGUGUAUUAGAGAAACAGAACCAGUGAGAGAGGUACAGAGGUAUUAUUAUUAUGAGGUAUUGGCUCAUGCAUGAUAGGGGCUUAGAAUAGGCCCAUGACUGGCUGGCUACCUGCAAGCUGGAAGUCUGGGAAAGCCAGUGGUAUAGCUCCAGUCUUAAUCUGGAAGCUGGAGCACCUGAGGAGCCAGUCCCAGCCUGACUCUUGUGCUGGAGAACCAGGAGCAGCAGCAUUGGCGGGCAGGAGAAGAAGGUGGUCUCAGCCCAGAGUGCACACCUCACACCUGCCCUUUCUCUGCCUUUUUAUUCUCUCUCAGGCCUUCAACAGAUUGGAUGAUGUUCACCCUUAUUGGUGAGGGAUUUACCAAUUCAAAUGCUAAUCUCUUCUAAAAACAUCCUCACAGCCACAACCCCAGUGUUUUGCCAGUCUUUUGAGCAUCUUAGUCCAGACAAGUGGUUACAACUGUCAUGAUGUUACCAGAAUUUCUUCUUCAGUAGGUCCUUGGUCUCAGAGAUUCAAAGAAUGAAUCCACAGACCACAGAUCAGUGGUAAGACAGGAUUAUUUUUACAGAAAAGAAAACAGAAAAAGCACCAGAGCUUCUGGCAGAGGGAAAAACACAAGUCAGAAAAAAUCUCCCCCUAGAUCCUUUGUCUAGGGGUAUGUAUAUAUAGCCUAACAAAUGAAUGGAUACAGUCCCUUCCCCUGGGGGCAGAGUUCUACCAGGUCUGAGGAGGGGGUGGCAGAGACCCUACAGAGCUUGCAACCUGGAGGUGUCUCCCCAGCAGUUGUAUGGCCCCUCAUGGCUAUUGUAGACUCCUGCAACCCCUCUGCCUAUCCUUCAGCCUGCUGGCUUCUAUGCCUGCUGCUGCACCAAUACCUCCCUGGCACAGCAGGUCCUCCUGUCAGCUCGCCAGGGCCGCCAUGGCCCUGUAUCAAUAAGUGUUUCUAACAGUUACCACUUAGCACUAUAUUUGCUAUUUAUUUGUUUGUUUGUUUAUUUAUUUUUUAAAAGCAAUAGCUGAGCUCCAGAUAGCCCUCAGAGCUGAACACUAGAGCACCCUUGCUCUUAGAAAUAAUCUCAACUGGCUUAGCACCUGUAGCAUAGUCGGUGCCAGCCACAUGCACCAAGGCUGGUGGGUUCAGUCCUGGCCUGGGCCAGCUAACCAACAAUGACAACUGCAACAAAAAAUAACCGAAUGUUGUGGUGGGCACCUAUAGUCUCAGCUACUUGGGAGGCUGAGGCAAAAGAACUGCUUAAGCCCAAGAGCUUGAGGUUGCUGUAAGCUGUGACACCAUGGCACUCUACCGAGGACAACAUACUGAGACUCUGUCUCCAAAAAAAAGAAAAAUGAAUCUCAACCAUCUUCAGGCAUCAACAUUUCCUACAUGAGGAAGGCAAAGCCUAUAGUCAAGCCUACUCAAUCCUACUCUUUACUCCUAAGCCUCAGAAGAAAUUCACUGGGGGUGAUGUCAAUGCCAAGCUGCUUCUAGAUCUCAAGAAAACAUUGCAUAGCCCAGCAACUGAAAGAUAUAUGAAGUUGAGAUGGGUGCCAGCUGCCUCAUCACCCUCAUAAGACUGAUGCCGAUGGCCUCAUGCCAUCCCCCGGGUAGAGGGAAGGGGAAAAGGUAAAUGUAAAUGAAAUGAUGCCAAGUACCAUUACUCUUAGAUCAGUCCAGAUCAGGCCGGAACAGGACAAGAUAAGAACAGAUGGGCCAAGAACUGUCAUCACGAGAGUUGAUGAGCUGAGUGCUGUGACAAAUUGUUUGAUUUAUCCAUUAGUUGCUAGAUCUGCAUUAUGUUACUUUAUUGUUAUCUAACUGCCCUUUAUGUUACCUAUUGGUUUACUGCUAAAUUGCAAGGCUCGCUUCUGUAAAAGAGGUCAUCGUGAUCCCGUGCUCGCUUUUUGCUUCUUUUGCCAACUUUCUUUUUGUUUCUAAUUGCUAACUUUCAGCCCACCUGUUUGGCCCUUUGCCAACUUUCAGACUAGAAAAACCCCAACUUCAGACCCCUUGAUGCUCUCUCACUUGGUCCGCUUUAGACUUUGGUGAGACAGCCCCGUGGUUAAUAAAAGACUCCUUUUUGAA
Messenger RNA from Nycticebus coucang (slow loris), 5794 nucleotides. RefSeq names its product tubulin gamma complex associated protein 5 (gene TUBGCP5). Gene Ontology annotation, molecular function: microtubule minus-end binding; gamma-tubulin binding. The coding region runs from base 10 to 3087 and encodes 1025 amino acids. Gene Ontology annotation, cellular component: centrosome; gamma-tubulin complex; spindle pole. Gene Ontology annotation, biological process: meiotic cell cycle; spindle assembly; mitotic cell cycle. Lineage: Eukaryota; Metazoa; Chordata; Mammalia; Primates; Lorisidae. The record is from RefSeq and is a predicted model, not a curated record. The transcript has 23 exons.